Messenger RNA from Podospora pseudocomata, 204 nucleotides. RefSeq names its product copper transporter complex subunit Ctr4 (gene ctr4). The transcript is spliced from 3 exons. The coding region runs from base 1 to 204 and encodes 67 amino acids. The record is from RefSeq and is a predicted model, not a curated record. Lineage: Eukaryota; Fungi; Ascomycota; Sordariomycetes; Sordariales; Podosporaceae.
AUGCCCCAUCCAUUACAUCUUCUCUGCAUCGUGCCUGCCCUUUUCAUCAUUUUUCGGAGGCUUGUGUCCGGCGAACCGGACCAGGCAGUCCCUAUCCCCAUCGAUAUCAUCAUCGUCGAAGACGCCGUCACAAAGCCAGCAUGUCUCAUCAAAAUGACCUGGAACUGGAACACCAUAGACUCCUGCUUCCUCUCAGAGACGUAG